UUCAACCUUUUUUUCUUUCCUCCUUUCAACCUGGUUGUAUUAAUUAGGUAUUUGUUUGUUUUCAGAAAAAUAAAAUUAAAGAAAAAAAGAGAAACUUUUUAAUCAGUCCUUUUAUAACCCAAAACACAAAACUGAAGCUUAUGCUUUAAAUGAAUAUAAAGAUUUUUAUUUUAUUUUUUGCCAAUGUGACAGCAGGGUUUGAGAAUAAGAUGAUUAAGUUAUUGUGCAAUUAUGAACAGUAUUGCAUCAUCAAAUGUACAUCAUUUUUGAUUAAAGUUUAAUACUCAAAAUGUGCUUUUGUUUUGACCAGAGAAGAGUUUGAAUCAUUUUAAUCAUUGGAUAUUUUAAAGCUAGAUUGGUUAAAAUAUUUCUCAAACCAACCACUGAAUUAAUUGUGAUUCAUUUUACACUUAAAAUGGCAUUGUAAUUCCAGAUGACGUGACAAUUUACAUAACAUUUCAUUACUCUGUUGUUUCUUUUAACCUGACAAACUAACACAGCUCAGCUCAGAAAAAGAGACAAGCAACCAAACAGUGUGCUUUCCUAAAGUGCAGAUGUAAAUGAGGUCUGUGCAUCUUAGACAACUCAGUCUUUGGUUUUCUUUGCUGUUCAGAGGCAAAGCACAACAGACAAAGAACAGACAAAGGUGUGGGAGGUAAAAUCUUCUACAGAGAUCCUGCAGUUAUGAUAGCAAUUGCAUCAUGUAUUAGUUAAACUAAUGUGUGUGAAAUCAAUGUUCCAUCUUAAAGAAGGAUCACCUAGACAACAGAUGUAAAGGGAAUGCUUCAAAAUGGUGCUGGAACACACAAAGGUGGCGAUAACUGGAGUAGUCACCAAAAUCAGUACCAAAAGGAAGCCCGUUCUACCUUUUCCAGCAUGCAGACCCAGGCCAGAGGAAGCAGUUCAUCUUUGAUCUCAGGCAAACCCAUGGCUACCAAGGUAUCUGUUGCCUUGAACAGUGAUUUCAGAGGCUCUGGCUCAUCUCACAUUCAACAUUCCACUCUACAACAGCAGACUGACAGUGAAAAUACAAGCAAACAUUUCAGACAGCACAGACCAUCAGUACUACGCAAAGGCAACCAGCCGUUCCCACAAGCUUGUGGUGUUCAUGACUGGGUUGUGGACACUGUGUGUAAGACAGAACCUGACAGUGACCUGUCAGACCCGGUGCCGCUUUACACCAACCAAUCUGAAAGUCCUCAGCCUGGCAGCACAGAGCAUACUGGGAAGCAUGCAUACAGUCCAGGUGGCUCUCUGUGUGUUAAAGGGCAAUGUGGAUGGCCUGGAUGCUCAAAGAGCAGAGAAGUGUUCAAAGAAUAUGGGCAUUUCUUAAAACACCUUUCCACUGACCAUGGUCCUGGGGACCGAAGUAUAGCCCAGUUGAGAAUGCAGAAAGACAAAGUACAAUACGUGGAGAAUCAGUUGACUGCUGAGAGACAGAAACUGCAGGCUAUGCAGCUACACCUGUUUGACGUCAAAUCUACCUCUGAGGAUGGAAACAGCAUGGAGAAGUCAGGACAUCUGUCAGAACUCUUACAACCUGCAGCAUGUCAGGACGCAAAUGGUGUCUAUGACAGUGACAGAGCGGCAGCUAAAGCGCUAACACAAGGAUACUGGCAGAUCUCUACCUCACAAGUUAUACCAGGGAUUAUCCCCAGUUUUGAGUAUUAUAAGUUCACAAACAUGAGGCCACCUUUCACCUACGCCUCCAUGAUACGAUGGGCGAUACUGGAGUCCCCAGAAAAGCAGCUUACUCUGAAUGAAAUAUAUCACUGGUUUACCCGCAUGUUUUUCUACUUUCGUCACAACACUGCCACAUGGAAGAAUGCUGUUCGGCAUAACCUCAGUCUUCAUAAGUGCUUUGUGCGCGUUGAAGGAAGAAAAGGUUCUGUUUGGACCGUGGAUGAAGAGGAAUUUCUGAGAAGAAAAGGACAAAAGUUUCACAGGGAUCAGGAUAUGGGCUGGAUGGCACCUUUUCACGUGUUUCCUGUGACUCCACAAGGUGAAACUUAUCAGAUGCGAGGCCCAAAUGGACUCUCAUGAAGAAAUUACAAUCGGAUUUCAAUCACUAACAAUAUUAACAACUUAGUUAUCAUUCUAGUAAGAAUGAUAAAUAUUAUGAUGGUUUAAAAUGGUGGUUUUAAACAUAUAGCUGGCAGUCUAUUUCAGACCUAAUUAUGUUUUGUUUUUUGGAAAAAAAUAAUUUGUGUAAGGAAUUAUGAAGUUUGCAUAAUCCAAAAAUCAAGUUAAGUAGUGGGUGUUCAGCAGACUUUUCACUAUCCUUCUUGCAUUUAAAUGCACUGAUUAAAAAGCACAAGUGUGUGGUUUUUUUUUUAUAGAGCUUACAAGUGUACAUCAAUAAUGAUACUAAUGGCAUCGCAUGUAAAUACAUUUAAUAUGGUACUUAAUUUAAUAUUGCUAAUUAAUAUUGCUAAUAUUGCUAUAAGCACUGAGCACAUGCUGUUAAACAAUAACUGUACAUUUUCUCUCUAUGUCUUAAAAUAUGAUAUUCAAAUAAAGGUCCAAACUGAAACGCAAUCCAGCAUUGUUAUAGUGUUAUUCUGCUACAGUAUACACUACACAACGUCAAGUCUUGCUUCUUAUAAACUAAAAAAUAAUACAAAACCUCCCAGUC
Molecule: messenger RNA, 2635 nt
Organism: Onychostoma macrolepis
Lineage: Eukaryota; Metazoa; Chordata; Actinopteri; Cypriniformes; Cyprinidae
Gene: foxp3a
Product: forkhead box P3a
Exons: 13
Coding region: 781-2043 (420 amino acids)
Biological process (GO): regulation of transcription by RNA polymerase II
Cellular component (GO): nucleus
Molecular function (GO): DNA-binding transcription repressor activity, RNA polymerase II-specific; RNA polymerase II cis-regulatory region sequence-specific DNA binding
Source: RefSeq, a predicted model, not a curated record